AUGCUUGAAAAGGCGACGCUCAUCGCCGAGCUCAUCGGCUACAGCGUCGUCUUGAUAUGGGGUGAACUCGCCCAUGCGCUCAACGCGUUCCUCGUCCGCCGCCGCGCCCGCUGGUUCGGCGCCGCGCCCGCCGCCGACCGCACGCGAAACAUCGUCAUCGUCGGCGCCUCCUUCGCCGGCUACCACGUCGCCCGCCUCGUCGCGCGCACUCUGCCGCCCAAGAGCCCAUACCGCGUCGUCGUCGUCGAGCCCAACAGCCACUUCCACUUCACCUGGGUGCUGCCGCGGUUCUGCGUCGUCAAGGGCCACGAGGGCAAGGCCUUUAUCCCGUACGGAGGCUACGUCGCCGGGGCGCCCGACGGUGCGAUCUGGUGGGUGGCGGACCGGGCGACGGGACUCACACGUCAGGUCGUCACUGUCAAGGGCGGCCAGGAUAUCCCCUACGACGUGCUGGUCCUUGCGACGGGGUCGCAGGUCAAGGAGGGACUGCCCUCGCGCGUCAACUGCGCGGACAGGGACGAGGGGAUGCGGCGCAUGCGGGCGAUGCAGGACGGCAUCGCCGCGGCGCGGACCGUCGUCGUCGUGGGCGGGGGAGCGGCCGGCGUCGAGCUCGCCACCGACGCCAAGAACCUCUAUCCCGAGAAGGACAUCACGCUGGUGCACUCGAGGGGCGCCGUGAUGCACCGGUUCGGCGAGGCCCUGCAGGUCGCUGCGCAGGAGGGCCUCGCGAAGCUGGGCGUCGAGGUCAUACUCCAGGACCGCGUCGUCGCCGAGGACGCCGUCGGCAAGACGGUCACCUUGCAGUCUGGACGCACGAUGCCUUGCGACUUUUUUGCAAGUCUUCCCCCUACUCCCCCCUCCUGGUGA
This is a messenger RNA of Purpureocillium takamizusanense, 867 nucleotides long. RefSeq lists its product as uncharacterized. The coding region runs from base 1 to 867 and encodes 288 amino acids. The record is from RefSeq and is a predicted model, not a curated record. Lineage: Eukaryota; Fungi; Ascomycota; Sordariomycetes; Hypocreales; Ophiocordycipitaceae. Gene Ontology annotation, molecular function: electron-transferring-flavoprotein dehydrogenase activity; flavin adenine dinucleotide binding. Gene Ontology annotation, cellular component: cytoplasm. The transcript has a single exon.